AUGCGGGGGGCGGGGUGCCGGCUGGUCGCGGGGAUUCCGCGGGCUCCUCCGUGGUGCCGGCAGGCGCGGAGGCGAACGGAGCCCGGCGAUCCUGACCCGGGGCUCCCAGGCCGCCCGACCAGGUGCGCGACGAACCCGGGGAGGGCCGGGACCGCGACGCGAGGCCGGGCGGAUGCUGGGGCUCUCGGCCUCGGCUUCGGGAGCUACACCGUGGAGCCCCGGCGGCUUACCUGCGUCGGCCGGCGCCCGGGCCGGGUGAGAUCGCGUGGCCGCCGCCUCCCCGCCCCGCUUGUUCGCGCGCAGCGCUCGGGGUCGCGGCGAGGCCACCUGCCCUCGCACGCCCCUCCCGCGGUCCCCAGGCCGAGUGGGGGUCGAGCCUGGUCUCGGCGGGAAGGCCUCCCCCUUCUCCCCGGCGCCGGCAUGCGCCACCGGCCCUGA
This is a messenger RNA of Rangifer tarandus platyrhynchus (Svalbard reindeer), 438 nucleotides long. Lineage: Eukaryota; Metazoa; Chordata; Mammalia; Artiodactyla; Cervidae. The record is from the annotation of a GenBank genome assembly.